Molecule: messenger RNA, 2313 nt
Organism: Aspergillus puulaauensis
Lineage: Eukaryota; Fungi; Ascomycota; Eurotiomycetes; Eurotiales; Aspergillaceae
Gene: rim8
Product: pH response protein PalF
Exons: 2
Coding region: 1-2313 (770 amino acids)
Biological process (GO): ubiquitin-dependent endocytosis
Cellular component (GO): cytoplasm; cytosol; plasma membrane
Molecular function (GO): ubiquitin protein ligase binding; protein-macromolecule adaptor activity
Source: RefSeq, a predicted model, not a curated record
AUGUCCGUCAAUCCCGUCCCCACCCAAUCUUCUUCGCCGCUCGGUCGGGGUCGCUCCUCUUUUCUAUCGAAAUUUCGCUCGCAGCUCGGCCAACGGAAUCGCGGCGUAACCGAUUACUAUAUCGAACCAGACGACCCUUGGCGCUCAUAUUUCCCUGGUGACGUUAUCAAGGGGACUGUCGUUCUCACAGUCGUUCGCCCUGUUCGCAUUACACACUUGGUUGUCUCUUUGCUUGGUAUCGUCAAGGUCUUCAAGAACAAUGUCCCGGCCGGUGAGGCAGCUCCUGAUAUUGGGCCCCUGGGUCCUGGGCGCGGGCGUCGAGGCGCCGAGUACUUGGGCAAUGGGGUCGCAACGUUGUUUGAAGACGAGGUGGUUCUCUGCGGGGAAGGUCGUCUUAAGGAAGGAAUCUACAAGUUCCGGUUCGAGAUGUCUUUCCCGCCAUAUGCAUUACCCAGCAGCAUCAGCUUCGAGAGAGGCACCAUCUCCUAUAUGCUUACGUCCACCUUAACGAAACCUACAACUAUAAAUCCCACCAUCACAUGCCGUAGACGCGUUAACUUACUGGAAAGUAUUGAUAUCGCGGGUUUUCCGCCACCCAAGGCUCGGGUAGUCACCCUUGAGCCUGUUUCAAAGCGUUCCAAAUCGAAAGCAAAAACCAAACCGCCUGGUUCCGACGCACCUGAACCAGGGUCAUUGGAGCCAUCCCUAACUGGAGGAACUGCUGCCUCAGAGCAUCGACCUCCUCUUAGCCCGGCACCCAGCAAUGUUAGCUCAUCUAGUCGGCUCAGCAGCAGCAGUCAGAGUUUUCAGAUCGUGACGGAUCCCGGGUCUACCGCGAGUAGCGGUGUUCGAAAUAGUGAAGCCCGGAGCGUCACCCCUUCUGUGUCUGACAAGAAAAUAAUCACCGCCAAGGCUGAAGUUCUGCGCGCUGGCGUGCUGCCUGGCGAUACACUGCCGAUAAAAAUUACAAUUAACCACUCUAAACAAGUGCGCAGUGCGCAUGGCAUCAUAAUAACCCUCUAUCGACAAGGUCGUAUCGAUCUUCACCCCGCCAUCCCAGUGGGGUCUACGACCGAGGGUAAAAAGCCAGUUUACGAGGAUUACUAUCCCCGUUCGCGGACAGGCCUGGGCGGACUCACCAUUGGUACGUCUCGUGCCAGCAGCGUGUUCCGAAAAGAUUUGACACAAACAUUUGCGCCAUUGAUUGUCGAUCCCUCGAAUUUGACAGCUGAAAUCAAGACCUCAAUCCGCAUUCCGGAAGACGCGUUUCCGACUAUUACUCGGACACCGGGCAGUAUGAUAAACUUCAGAUAUUAUGUUGAGGUUGUCGUCGACCUUCGCGGCAAGCUGACAUCGCCGGAACGCUUUCUACCACGUUUCAACCUUGUGUCCUCUGGUGGCAACUUCUCCUCAAAUGGAAAAAUAGUAAAUCCAACUGAUCCGAGCGGGAGUGCGAUCACAGCCAAUUGGGGAGGCAAUAUCUUGGAUACCGACCAGAUUCGCCGUGAGAAGGGGGUUGUUGCUGUGGCCUUUGAAGUGGUAAUCGGGACACGAGAUACGAAAAGACGAAAAAGUGAAGCUCGUCGCACUUCAUCUACCGCGGAGGGGUCAGACAUCCAACAACCUACCGAAAACCCUGCUGCUAUUGCGACAGAAGGGGAAUCCUGGGCACCAGACUAUCAAGACAAUAUUCCCGGCGCGGACUCGGAGUACCCUAUGCCCGAUCUUGUUGGAUAUGGGCAAGAUCAUAUCCAAUGGUCAGAUUAUCCGGAUCAGCCGCCUGUGGAUAACAAUAAUCCAGUGUGCGGAGGAGCACUGCCUAGCCCACCAUCGGAUGAACCAAUGGACGAGAAGGCGCGGUUACGGCGGGCUGAACAGACUCUUCUGCCCAGCCAACCGCCGGGCGAGCCAGAAGCCGGACCUUCGUCAGCUGCGGAUACAGCAAUGCCUACCGCUCCUGUAAUCCCAGAGGAGGAUAACCUUGAUGAUUACCAUCAUGUCCCAUCGCCGGGCGAGAAUGGUAUGAACGGAAUGUUCCCCGCGUUGUCGGCCGAGUCUGUGCAGACAGUAGUGGCAGGAAGCAGCUCUACACCUGUCCUUGGACCCUCGCAACCGCCGGGAGAAGAUAAACAGGAAAUGGAGCGGCAGCGAUUGCUGAUGGAAGCAAGUGCGCCAGGUGAUCCGGACGCACCUCGUACUGAGCGCGCGGACGACGGACCGAGUGCGCCUAUUUUCCACGACGAUGAGGAUGAUCAGCACCUCGUUGGAGGAGUAGCGAAUGGGGACGAGCUACUGCCACGAUAUCAAAGAUAA